CUGAAGCUUCACCUGCCAACAAUUAACCUCAAACUUCGAACUUGGCAAUUUUUGGGUGGCUGGAAUUUCCGGUAUGCCAAGGGUUGACGCCGACGGAAAACAAAUUGGAGCGCCAUCACUGCCACCGUCACAUCCGUACUCCGCAUUUGCUCUGUAAAGUGCAUGAAGUUAUGCAACGGAUAAUUCUGGUCAACUGUUAUGCAGUAUCUUUGUUAUUCAAGCGCCGGUUGAUUUAACCGACUUCGCAGUAGAAGGGACACAUGCUGCCAUCACACGUCAGAAACCGCGCUCAGACAUGAGUCAGUUAAGCUAGCCAAAUGAAUCACAGGGGUAGUUUAGUAGCCACAGGACAAAUCCAAUGCAGCGUGAUAUUAGGUAGUGGAGAACCCAAGACCCUAACUGUGCUGCGCCACGAUUUCCACGCUAAGGUUCUUGGUAUCUGGGGGAUGAAGAAUGAGAAUCGCAACACAACCACCAGUCAUUGGGUUAUGUGUAUCCUGGGUGAGGGCGCUAAGAAGAGCAAAAAGACUGUUGACUGCACAUCACACUUCAGAGUUCAAAGAUCGAGGUUGCUCAGAUGGCAGACACGUCUGGAAUGUCGGCGGAAGCCGCACCUUGGCACGGAGAACGAGGCAAGCAGGUUGUAUCAGAAAAUCAAAGAGGUCCAUAAUUAUCCGGAUCGAAUGUUUGUUUGGUGGCCGUCCUGCCUGCAAUUGCACGAAUCAAUGUCGCCGUGGUAUUUUUUGUUGAAGCAUCAACUUCCCAGCAGUUUCACGUAUAUCUUCAAUCUUCUUUUCCUGAGAUAAUGAGGACUCACAUUGAGACAUGCCAAGAUGAAAAUAGAUCAAUAUUGCAGAGGACAGGGUCCUCUUGAUAAAUGUAUGCCAUGAGCGCAGGUAUAUAAACCGG
Aspergillus ruber CBS 135680 is the source of this 909-nucleotide messenger RNA. RefSeq lists its product as uncharacterized. The transcript has 2 exons. Lineage: Eukaryota; Fungi; Ascomycota; Eurotiomycetes; Eurotiales; Aspergillaceae. The coding region runs from base 318 to 806 and encodes 162 amino acids. The record is from RefSeq and is a predicted model, not a curated record.